This is a messenger RNA of Paramisgurnus dabryanus, 4508 nucleotides long. RefSeq names its product poly(ADP-ribose) polymerase family member 10 (gene parp10). Gene Ontology annotation, cellular component: nucleus; cytoplasm. Gene Ontology annotation, molecular function: transcription corepressor activity; RNA binding; NAD+ poly-ADP-ribosyltransferase activity. Gene Ontology annotation, biological process: protein poly-ADP-ribosylation; negative regulation of gene expression. NCBI's taxonomy places the organism in Eukaryota, Metazoa, Chordata, Actinopteri, Cypriniformes, Cobitidae. The record is from RefSeq and is a predicted model, not a curated record.
AUCCAGAGAGAGAAAGAGAGCUUUUGUGAAAUUUCGUUUAUGUCACCGAGUGCCUUUUUUUAUAUCGCAAACAGUAUGUAAUCGUGCAGACAUACAAAUAUUUAUUUUUUACGUCUUGUUUUUAUCAUUUGUAAAAAUACGUUAUUAUUACUGUUUUAAAAUGUAUUUAUAAUAUUUUAAUUAAUAUUUAACGCCAGUCUAGUUUUAUUAGAUUUUUUUUAUUGCCUCCUUAAAUUAUUUUUCGCCUUUAACACAUUGGAGCGUAACUGCUGUUCGUCACAAACCAGGAAGUAACUUACAGAGUCUCAGCAGCAGCAGUUUACAAUAUGUCAUGAUCAGACUGAAUAUUUAAGUUUCAGGAUGGCUGAAAACAGCCCAGAGGAGAGGAGUCUGGAAGUUCUGGAUCUUCCUGAUGAUUUUGACGAGGACUAUCUCUCCAUCUACUUUGAAAACAAGCGCCGAUCUGGAGGUGGUGAUGUGGAGUCUUUGGAGAGAUGUGGAAAUAAAGUGGUAGUGGUAUUUAAAGAAGCAGAGGAUGCUGCCGGGGUUCUUUCCAAAGAGUCCCAUGUCCUCAAUAAAACCAAACUUACAGUGCGUAAGAAACCACCGAAGGACCCGGGAAAGCUGUUGCUAAAAGGACUCAAUCCAAACACUGCUCUGGAAUCAGUGGAGUUGUAUGUGGAAAACAUUACUUCUAUGGAUGUCGAUAAAGAUUUCACGUUGUAUCGGUCUCCAGACAAGGACCUGGUUCUCAUUCACCUACACAACCCUUUGUCUAGAGAUUUUCAGACGAUCAGAGAUAAAGUUUCUAAGAGGGGUCUUGAUGGAGCAAAGUUCUCUCUUGAGCAAGUAGAAGCAACAAACUCCAUUCUGGUGUCCAAUCUGUCUCCCAACACCACAGACGACACAAUAGAGGUCUACUUUGGAAGUAGUCGUAGUGGAGGGGCAGACGUCCUAGGAAUUACCAUGCUGGCUGAUGGAUGUGCUAAAGUGUCCUUUAAGGAUUUUAAAUCUGUGGACAACAUCCUUAAAAAAUCACAUAAAUUGGAUGACGCAGAUUUAAUAGUCCAGCCUUAUUUUGAUUUCCUACAAGGGGAGGCUGAUCAAUCACCUCAAAAUGGGCAGGGAACAUCAAUGGAUGAAAUGGAUGAGGAUGAGAACGGAAACAGCCCAGACUUAUAUCAAAGUCCCAUAGUUUCUGACCCAGUGAUGGACACCAACCUAGUAGACAGUGCUGCUAUUCCACAACACACCACAAGUUUAGUUAGCAGAACUGCUGGGUCUACUAGCGGUGCUGCCUCAUCAGCAUUAGAGCCUAUGGAAGUUGAUCUUACAGAUCUUGACCUUCCUACCCAAAAAGAAUGCGUUAGCUUUAUAUCUGUGCCUGAUGUGGCCAAACGACACCUGGUAGGUUUGAGUAAGCUGCCCGAGAACCUCACAAAGGCUCACCCCAAUUUUGAUGUCAGUCUUACCAAAGAUGGCAUUCAAAUCAAAGGUCUUGACCAUAUUGAGGUUGAAACACUCAAAAACAAAGUGCUGGAUUUUCUAAGCAGUGUCACAGAGGUCCACCUGACAUACGACAAACUCAAAGCCGAGUUUCUUGAAAGGCAAGAUGUUAAAAACAGGCUAGAUGUGUCAUUGAAAGGUUUACAAGCAACAUACAACGUGUCAGAUUGUACAGUCUCCGUAGUAUCGUCAUCUCUUAGCGCAGUCAACCAGGCUCGAGAUCUGAUAGAGUCGCAGAUAUCCGAGUUUACCGUGCCCGUAGCCAGAGAAUACGAGAAUUUGGUUUUCACUCCAGAGUGCUCUGACUUCCUGGGCUCUCUGGACUUCUGCAGUGCCGUAGUGUCAGACACCGGUGAAAUAAUAAAGGCAGUCACCAUGAAAGGGAUGGAAAAGGAGAAACAAGAGAAGAUUGUUCGCUUUCUCAGCACUCCAAUCCAGAGGGAAUCCAUUCUGUCUAUGGAUAAAGGGAUGCUGACGUUCCUGCAGCUCCAUUAUCAAGAUCUACUCGCAGACAUGGGACAGGUCAUGAUAUUCCCAUUGGACACGGGCGAAGGAUUCAAUAUCAAAGGAGAUCUGUGUGCGUGUCAGAUGGCGGAGGAGGUGUUGAGAGGUAUUAUGGGUUCAACCUGCACCAGAAGCAUUGUGGUCAACCAGCCUGGCAUUUGCCGUUUCUUGAGGGAGUUGGAGGGAGCCAACUUACUGGCAGAAAUGACGGCCAAGUUUCAGGUUUACAUCAACAUGGAAAAAGUCCACUGGAAACCUCUAGAAGACAAUGAUAUUUUCGAGCUGGCAUGGAAAAUGACAUACUGUCACAACUUUAAGAGAAGUUCUGCAGCAACUUCAUUAGAGGAUUUCACUGUAAGAGCGGGGAAUUCUGCUGAUGCCAACACAUCAGCUCGUAUUGAAGAAGCUAAGAAGAUCUUAUCAGUUGUUGGCAGUGACCUGGCCACAAACAUGGAAGAUGAAGAUCUCUAUUCAGAUCUGGACCAGGAUACCUCCACAAUGCAAGAAGAGGAGUCUUCCUCACCUCGUGCACUGCAGGCCAUUGACAUGCCAAGCUCCUCUACACCUCUGAAUCUCUGCAGCCUUGACGAAGACGCAAGACUCUCAUUGGCGAUUCAGCUGUCCAUGGAGAUCAAUCGGAGACCGGACACAGACAACCUUCAGAUGGCUCUUGAUCGUUCCAGGAGUGAUUCCAUGCCAAAUGAGGAGAACAUGCAGCUUGAGAAGGCCGUCGAGAUGUCGUUGGAGGACGAGAUCCGAUCUAACAAUAAGGCCGAGAUCUUCGUUUACGCGAGCUACACCCACGAUCUUGUUAGGGUGGACAUUGCGUUAGGAAAGAAGGUGGGUCAAAAGCAGUGUGAGGAGAAGUUAGAACACAAGCACUUGCGUAAGCUCUCCUCCUUUCAGAAGAGAUGCAUAGAUCUUAUUCAAAGAAAGCAUGCUGUGGUGAUCAACAUACAGGGGACCACUGCUAUCAUCUCUGGAUUUGAAGAUUACGUCUCGGAGGCUGUGCCUGACCUCAGGGACUUUCUGAGAAGGGCAUCGAACUGUAUGAGCGAUGCAGAAAUCGUAAAAACCGUACAGUGGGAGUGGCACGACCAGGGGUCCUCCACGGCUGUACCGUACUCUUCAGAUGCCACGGUGUUUAUUGAGAACGCUUGGAAGAUGAAACAAAAGAAGAUUGACAUUUUAUUUGACAAUCAGCCAUACACCAUUGACUUCGAGAGGAUGGAGGAACAUAGUCUCGCAUCUGGAAAGACUGUGCGAAUUAAACGGAAAAUUUUAAGUGCAGACGACUUGUACACGGAUGGCACAGAUCAAGAUUACAGUCUGCUGACUAACGUGCCUGAUGCAUCUAAUUUAAAUGAAGACUCGGAUGAAUUUCAAAAUGUGGUCAAAGAGUUUUAUGACACCAUUCGGGAUUACCGCAACAAAAUCAAAAUCAUUAAGGUCGAGAAGCUCUCGAAUAAACUUUUACAAGACCAGUAUAAACUGAAGAAAGCCAGUAUGGUGAGGAGCUCUUCCGAACCGGAGGUGGAACGAACCCUCUACCACGGCACCAGUGAAACCAGUGUGAAGGAAAUCUGUAUUCACGGCUUCAACAGGAGCUUCUGUGGAAAAAAUGCUACUGUGUAUGGUCAGGGUGUGUACUUUGCCGUGAACUCUGCACUGUCUGUGUUGGACACCUACUCUCCACCCAAUGCAGAUGGGCACAAGUUUAUUUUUAUGGCCAAAGUGCUCACUGGAGACUUCACAGUGGGCAAGCAUGACAUGAAAACCGCUCCACUCAAGGAGAAUUCUGGUGUACCUGUCAGAUAUCACAGCGUGACAGAUCAUUUGAGCUCUCCUACUUUGUUUGUGAUUUUCAACGACACACAGGCCUAUCCUGAGUACCUUAUUACAUGCAAGAAGAUCUACAGCUAAUAUGAAAAUGUUGUGGCUUUAAACAUUAUGCUUGCUGUUUCUUACCCAUAUAUUUUCCUUUCCAACAAAUUAAGUCUGACUUUAGUUAUGGGCCGUGGAUGUUUCUUUAUUGAUUUAAUGAAUAUUCAGAUCUUUAAUGUAAUACACUGACAGAACACAAUGCACCCUAAUCUAAAAACUAUUGCUUAACUAUCAGUUUAUUUUUGGAAUUUAGAUGUACUGAGUAGAUUAAUGCUGGGGUUAAAUAUAUGUGACCCUUUCCGUGAAAUCCAGGCUAAACUCUCCCAAUUUAAGAGAUUGGGAGUAUCAAAGUUUGAUUUCACUCAUUGAUUUUAGUCUUUGACAUGGCUCGGUCAAGAUAUCAAGGUUAUAUUUUCACAUUAUUUAGGAUGAUUUUAUGUUAAACAGUCAAUCUUUAGCUGGGUUUUCACAGACUGGGUCACAAAUUUGUAACCUUUCUUUUAUUCAGUAUUGCUGCCUUUACUUUAUUUUCCAAUCAAACAUCACUUUAUGAAUUUAUUGUUGCAUGUUUGAAUCCAAUGAAUGCUGAUAUAAAAGUAAACUCUUCACAAUUA